AUGUCGAAUGCCUUCGAAGUCAGGAUCCGCGCCACGGGAGAGAUGGCGACGGUUCUUCGAUACGAGGGAGGCUCAUCUCCGGAUGAAAUGGCGGUCCGAGUCCGCCACGCCGAUGGCCGUCGGCAGUGGUAUAAGCCCGUCGACGUGGACAUGUUCGAGCCGGUCCCUCCCGGGUAUGUUCACGGUGAUGAGGCUCAGGAAGCACCAGCCCCAGCAGAGCUUCAAGAGCCUUUGCUGUCCGAGAGGCGCCGUCAGCAAACUGGGUGGCUCUAUUACCUACAAGUCGCAAUCAGCGUGGUCUUGACACUGGCAGUGGUGCUUCUGGCAUUGGACCGAAAUUCGAAGUGCGACCCGGAAGACCUGCGAAAUGUGGAUCCACCUUAUGAUGGCAAUCUCCUGCCUUUUCGCUUCAUCCUCGCAGAACGGAAGCAGUAUAUCAAGCUCUCCAAGUUGAUCGAUGUCUAUGACGAGAACUGGGUAAAGGUUGGCUACUUUUACGAUCUCAACCUGUUCUUCUUCAUGCGGUUUGGAUACUCGGAUGCCUCUGGUCGCAUCUGGUUUGAAGCACGUCGCCCCAAUCUGUUUUCCCGCAUCUUCCAACUGGGAAAGCAGUACUACCUUCAGCGGUGUGACGUUGGUGCCAACGGACGCCAUGGUGGGAUCUUUGACCUGAGAGAGGAUUCUUGGAAAGAGAACUGGUUUUGCUCUCUCCACUGUGUCGGUCUCUUCAACAUCACACGCCGGCCGGUGAAUGAACAGAGCACUGGUGAUUUGCCGGUUGCCAACGCCGUGUUCAACUCAACCCUUGAGUGGUAUCACAAGAACAUGGUGCUACCGUAUUCGCGACAUCGAUGGUACAUGAACCUGACCGAUCCCGUGGACGGCUCCCAAGUUGCUCAUGCAGAGCAGCAUUUCCGAUCCUGGCUUCCCGGGUACCUGUUGUCAAACUGGACGGUGCGUAUCUCGGAGGAUUUGCCACUUCUUCCGAACUGGGUUGUUGGCUUCAUGGCGGUUUUGGAUGAUGUGGAUCGGAGCUACCCCAACCAUGGCGCCUGGUUUGCGCCGCCCCGCCGGGCGCCCGGACGCGAGCUUCGGCACAGCGCGCGCCAGGGGAUGUCCGGGUUCUCCUUCGUGAAGUUUGCGAUUGUCGGUGGCGUGGCCCACUGGCUGGCCAACUUCUUCAACUGGACCAGGCGGCCGAAAAGUGCGCCAGGACCUACCCAGGCUCUUCUCAGACGACAAAAGCGCGCCGAGUCAGAGGCUGCGGAGGCGAGGAAGAUGUUCAAACGAGCAUCGCAGUUCUUCGUCAACACGAGAGAAUCUACUGGCGUCGUCCUCAACCGCUCGGCGCCAGAGAUCGUCUCCUGCGCCCGCAGACGGCUCGAGGGAGCAGUCAAUGCACUGCGAAAUGCCAACAAGGAGCUGCGGGAUGCUCAGGCAGAUCUUCUCGCCUACCCCGUUCCAGAGUAUCUUGCACCGGCGCAAGAGCAGGGUGCAAUUAUGAUUGGUGUCACCGGCUAUCCAGGUGUGGGCAAGUCCUCGUGGGUCAAUGCCGUGAGACGUGUCUCGUCUCCGAACGACCCAGAUUACGCAGAGAUCUGCGUGGAUGGUCCUACCAUGGAGCCCAUGAUGUACAAGUUUCCUGUGCAGACGCAGAAGCCGUGUGUGAUCUGGGACCUGCCAGGCGUAGGGACUGCCGGAUAUCCACCAGAGAAGUACCUGCAAAAGCUGGGAAUCCGCCACUUCGAUGUCGUAGUUCUCAUCACCGACCAGAGAUUUACAGAGGCCGAGCUCCUCCUGUUGGACGACCUCCGCCACUGGAACGUGCCGUUUUUCAUGGUGCGGAAUAAAAUUGAUCUGGAUGUUGAGAGAGAACUGGAUGCCGAGCAGGACGUCUUGGACAACCGAGGCUUUGGAGACCAGAUAGAGGAUGACGAACGAAGGGAGAUUGUUCGCGACACCCUCAUAAACGUGAAGGAGGACUUGUCAAUCCUGCACCAUGUGGACAGUGUGUACUGCAUAUCCUCCAUCAAGCAAUUCUGGCAUUCGUUCGACUUCCCUCGGCUCGAGCAGGACCUCACAGUUACGCUGCGCCGUCAGCGCGCGUCUGAGGACUCCUCGAUCGAACUUGUCGAAGGCUGA
Symbiodinium sp. CCMP2592 is the source of this 2142-nucleotide messenger RNA. Lineage: Eukaryota; Dinophyceae; Suessiales; Symbiodiniaceae. The record is from the annotation of a GenBank genome assembly.